This is a messenger RNA of Triticum turgidum subsp. durum (durum wheat), 2433 nucleotides long. The record is from the annotation of a GenBank genome assembly. Lineage: Eukaryota; Viridiplantae; Streptophyta; Magnoliopsida; Poales; Poaceae.
AUGGCGUCUCCCAAUGAAGCUGACGACGACAAUUUUGGAUACAAAGAGGGGAAAAAAGAGUACAUGCUGGAGACUAUGCAAUGUUUGCUAUUUGCUAGAGAGAACCUCCCCGACGACGUGUACCACGAGUUUGUCAAGACCAUGACCGGCAUUUGGAAAAAACGUGCCGACCCUGAUGGUGAAAUAAGGAAUAUCUGCCCUGAAAACUGCAUAGAGACGGCCUUGAAGCUAUUCCAGGGCUGUCCUACAGUUAAACAGAGCUUCCUGAACUUUACCGAAGGCCGUAGCCCCUUCGAAGGCAAUGGCAAUGUCGAUGCCGUUGCUGUCAACCCCCUGGUGCAGAAACCAAUGGAUUUUCUUUCCAGAGUGAAGACAUGUCCUAACAUCAGCGACGAUGAUUAUGCUGCUUUUUUGCAAACCAUGCAAGAUUUUUGCAGGGACAGGACCAUGACCCCUCGAGAAGUUUACAGUAAUGUGGAGAGAUGCAUGCGUAACUGUCCCGAGCUGUUGGAAGAGUUUAUAGAUAAUUUUCUCCCGGCAGACCUGAAGGUCUUAGUUAAAGAAAAUGAUAAUCACAGCUUGGAUGGUGUCCAUAUGAAAGAAGGUAAUGGAGUGUCGCCUCACACUGAAGAGGACGAGGAAGACAAGGUUAAACGCUUGCCAGAAUGGACUACCUCAAGAAUUGAUGAAUUACCCCCAAAAUUGGAACCCAAGGAACUCAAAAGACAUUGCACUCCUAGCUAUUACCUGCUGCCAGAUAAUUGUACACCUCUAUUGAGUUACCGGACCAAACUGGGAAGGUCUAUUCUCAAUGAUGCUUUGAUUUGUCCUGUAUCUGAGGAGGAAAGCCCUAACCAUAAAGCUGCAAAUGAAUAUGAAGCAAAAAUGUUGCUUUGCGAAGAAGACAUGUUUGAGAGUGACAUGCUCCUGCAGUGGUUUAGUGUGACUGCAGACUUCAUUGCGAAUCUCCAACAUCGUGUUCGCAGCCAUGUUAAGAUUAAGGAACAACUAACUCCUCUACACAGGAGGUGCAUCAUAAGACUAUAUGGUGAGGAAUUUCUUGAAGCUCUGUUGGAUACCGACAAUGCUAGUGCUGCUCUCCCUGUUAUACUUUCUCGUUUGAAUCAGAGCAUAGUAGAAAUAAGGGAGUCACGAUUGCGUUUGCAUAAGACUUGCUCAGAAGUUAUAGCAAAAAAUUACUACAGAGCACUUGAUAAUCGCGGCCCCUGUUUCAAACAAUUGGAUGCAAAGAGAAUGAACCGAAAAGCUUUGCUGGCUGAAGCCAAAGAAAUCAAUGCAAUGAAGCCGAAGCCUGAAGAUCAAUAUGCCAAAGAAAUCAAUGCAAUGAAGCCUAAGGCUGAAGAUCGACAUGCCAAAGAAAUCAAUAAAAUGAAGCCAAAGGCCGAAGAUCAAUAUGCUAAUCCUGAUAUACACGAGGACAUAAGCAGUAUAAUCUCCUCUGCAUGCGCUUCUGAAGAGAAGCAGAUGGUGACUUGGACAAAAAUAGUACAUCCAUUUCUUUCUGCUCACUGUGCACAGCCUUCAUCAGAGGAAACUGUAGCUCCUGAAAAAGCUUGUGAACAUUGCGGCACCAGAAAAGAUAUUCUCAAUGACAAUCCUGAUGCUUUCACUGACAAUAAUCUUCCUCUAUCCUCCAAGAGAGGUGAAUUCGUAAGCAAAAAUUCCAAAGACUUUAGCUCUUCACACGAUGGUUCUGGUGCAGAUAUUGAGGAAGGCGAGUUCAUACCCGAUCGAGAAACCAUUAUAUUGGAUGUCAUGCGUGGUGCCGGAAAAGAACCAGUAAGUUGUGAUGUUGCUGGUUCUGUUAGAGAUGGGUUGAGCUCUCGUUGCCGCAUAAUCGAUACUUCCGAACCUAGUACUCGUGACCAUGGGGCCAAACAUGAAAAGCAGCAUGAAUCAAGGCAAACAUCUGCUAAACCACGUGGUGUGAAAGGAGGUACUUGUUGUUUCAUCGUUGUGCUUCGCAGGCUUUACCAGAUUUUAUAUAACAGACUACAGAAUGCGAGAUAUUUAUGCACCAGUGACGACCUAUAUGCAGAAUUUAAGGACAAACUCACCAAGCUGCAUUAUCGCGCUAUUGAUAAUUCCAAUUUUGAGGACUUCUGCCUGAAAUAUCUUGGGCCAAUGUCUUUUGAACUUUUUACUCUGGAUACAGUGAUAAACCAAGUUAUCAAGCAGCUGUGCAUAAUUUCUUCCAAGGAUCCAGACAACUCAAUCGUUCAAUUCCUGGAGAACUUACAAAGGCCAGUUCUACCCAAUGAAUUGCCGAAGCAUGAUCGAGAGGAGCAGGAGAAAGCUCUAGAUUAUACCGUAAAACUUCCACGCCAUUUUGAGAGACGGAAAAAACGCAAAUUGGAGAACAGCGCAACAGGUUCAUGUCAGCUUGGAGGAGUGACUGAAACUCAUCACUGA